ACCGCUAAUGCUUAACUGUUUCACACUUCUUUCUUAAACCCUAACAACUAAAUUGGUAAAACCCUGAUACCUCUGCAACAAUUCACAGGGCAGACAGUCUCACCACGCAAAUUUGAACCGUUCACAACCAUGGCGACGCCGUCUCAUGCUCGAGCGGUUAAGUCGCUCAACAAAUCCCCGGGUCUCCAUGGCCGCCGUUUUGUUUUCAAGACAUUCUCACAGAGAAUCGAAGAAAUUGAAAUUGAUGUUUAUUCAAGUCUUAAUAAAAUUAAGUCUGCCCCAUCAGAGGGGUCCACUUUUCUGCGGGACUGCCUUAUCGAAUUUAGGGAAUUAAAUACAGCAGAAGAUUUCAUCUCAUUUUACGAGGAGAUGAUGCCCUUUGUGCAAACAUUACCUUUGGUGAUAUUACACAAAGAAACCAUUUUUUCGCAACUUCUUUCUAGAUUACAAGUGAAAGCACGACUAUCAGUUGAAGCGAUUCUCAGGUUGAUUGCAGCUUUAUGUAGAGAUCUUCCUGAUGACUUUGUCUCCUUUCUACCAAGGAUUGUUGAUUCAUGGGUGUCUCUCCUCAAAAGUGGUGCUGAUAGGGAGCCAGAUAUCAUCGAGCAGAUUUUCGUGACAUGGUCAUAUAUUCUGAUGUAUUUGCAAAAAUCUCUUUUGGAAAACAAUAGGCUUGUAGAUGUGCUCAAGCUCACAGUAAAAUUAAGAUAUUAUCCUAAGGAGUAUGUCCAAGAAUUUAUGGCAGCAACAACAUCAUUAUUGCUGAGAAAUGCUUCUGAGGGGCAGCUUAGGAAAGGUAUUGCAAAGGUCAUUCUUGAGGUUGUCAAGAAACCAUUACCUGUGAAAAAUUAUGGAGCCAGCGCUUUGCUUUAUUUUGUUAUGAGAGGAACCAUGUCAAGGCCUUAUUCAAGACCGGAUCGGGUACUGCUGCAGUUGACAAGCGAAAAAAUAUUCAGCAUUGGUGAUGAAUGUGAUCAAGGUUCUAACACUGUUGAUGAAGUUCUAACUACAACCCUUCAACGUUUAUGCGAGGAGCUAGAACCAAAGGAAUUAGAUUUUUUGUGGAAUAGCCUAUAUCAGAAAAUAGACUACUAUGCAAUCAAUGAUCACUUGCCGUAUCUAAGUCGCUUUUUGUCACUGCUUAUAUCAAGCGCCCAAAUUAAUGAUGGCCACAAAGUUUCUGAUUACCAACCUAUGCUUGAAUGUGUGAAAAACCUUUUUGAGAGGUUUAUCAUUCCUUAUGUUGCCUUGAAGGGAGAAAACCAUUUCUCUGAAGUUAUUGAUAAGGUUCUACAAUUAUUGCUAUGCACUCUUGAUGGGCUCAAGAGUUGCAAUGAUAUGGCUACCAUCUCGCAUUGUUUGCUGCAAUGGGCUCCUGCAUUCAAGUUGAGGAAUUCAAGCAUUUUGACCUUUUUAAGUGAGCUAAUGAAGAGAGACCCAUGCAUACUGUAUGAAUUCAGAGCUAAUAUCUUGAGUGCGAUGAAUGAUUUAAUAGAAACUUCACAGAAAGAGAUUGUAUUUCUGCUUUUGACUUUCUGUGAGAAACUGCAAAUGGAUCCUCUUAGAUCCAACUUUUUAGAUGGUUCACCUGAAGGACGAUAUUCAAGGAUUACAGGUUUUCUGCAACAGACAGUGCGCUUCUGGCUGGCUGUGAUUGAUAAUAUCGUUAAUGGAAAUGGCUCAUUUACUCCAAUUGAAAGGGGUGAGUUGACUCUGCUGUGGCAAGUUGUCUGCUGCUAUCCUUACGUGAUGGACCUUCAAGAAACGCCAUCCUUGUUAAUGGAUCUGAUAGAUGCACUUGAUCGGCUUUUUAUAAUUGAGGCUGAAAAUAUUGCAGGUUUUCCUAAACAUACUUGGCAAAGCUUAAUUGGUGCUUCUUUAAGUUCUCAUUACAAAUGUGGUAAAAAGUUUGAGCUUGAAGAAACAAGCAAAGUUCUGCGUCUAGCAAAAACAUACAAGUCAUCCUCGCAAGUAUUGUCUGCUGUUGCUGAUUAUUUGGACCAUGUGCAUGGGUCAACACUGGAAGUAGACACCAGCCAUAAAACAUAUCAUCCCGAGUUUGAAGGGAAGAAGGCUGUGGAUGCAUUUGAUGUAUUUGCUGAUAAUUUGUGCAAUCCUGACAAGGGGAUUCGUGUUCCAACUCUAAGAAUUUUGUGUCACUAUGAACCUCAAGGUUGUCAAAUGUCAGCUAUAGACCAGCCACCUGAGAAGAAAAUGAAAACAGAAUUUUCUGAGACAUGCCCUGAGGAUAGUCAGAGCAUUGAUGUUCUUCAACUUCUUCUCUCGAUCGAGGCAACUACACUUUCAAUAUCUACCAGCAGGAAAGUUGUCCUAUUGAUCUCUAGAAUACAGAUGGGGCUUUCUGCUGGAAGAAUAGCUGAGGCUUAUAUACCCAUUUUGUUGAGUGGGAUGAUUGGCAUCUUCCAUAACCGUUUUAGUUAUCAAUGGGCUUCGGCAUCUGAAUGCCUUGCAGUUCUAAUUGGCAAGCAUGUUGCCCUUGCAUGGGACAAAUUUGUCUGUUAUCUUGAACAUUGCCAAUCUGUAUUUCAUAUGUUUAAUGAUAAACCUGGAGGAAGUGCUGAAUUGUCUGACCAGUCCAGUGACUUGGCUGAGUGUUCAUUUGUCGCUCCUGUAUCUGAUAGCACACCAUGUGCCACUGUUCUAUCUUCAUUGCUUCAAACUCUGCAAAAAAUUCCCUCUGUUGCUGAAUCUCGUUCUCGACAAAUAAUACCUUUGUUCUUGAAGUUUUUGGGCUACAAUAAUAAUGAUCUUGCUAGUGUGGGAUUAUUCAAUCCAGUUACUUGCAAAGGUAAGGAGUGGAAGGGCAUCCUCAAAGAAUGGUUAAACUUGCUGAAACUUAUGAGGAACUCUAAGGCCUUCUACCAAAAUCAGUUUGUAAAAGAUGUUCUGCAAACAAGGCUCAUUGAUGAAGAUGAUGUUCAUAUACAAACAAGUGUCCUAGAUUGCCUCUUAACCUGGAAAGAUGAUUUCUUGCUCCAAUAUGAGCAACAUUUGAGAAACUUGAUCAGUUCAAACCAUUUAAGAGAAGAACUAAUAACAUGGAAUUUAAGCAGAGAAUCUGCAGUCAUUGAAGGUGGUCACAGAGCCAAUCUUGUGCCUCUUGUUAUUCUCCUCCUGAUGCCAAAAGUGCGAAAACUGAAGAUGCUGGCCUCUCGAAAGCACACAGGUAUAAAUCAACGAAAGGUGGUUCUUCGGUUCAUAGCUCAACUCGAUGUUGGCGAGUUAACUCUUUUCUUCAUGUCAUUAUUAAAGCCCUUGCAUAUUUUACCGGAGGGAGUUGAUAGUGCUGCAAUUUUUUUUUGGAAUUUAUGCAAGAGUUCUGUGGAUGAAUUUCAAACCUCUGAUAUCUUGAAGCAUUUCACCAUGGAAAAAAUAAUGGCCCUUUCUUGGAAGCAGAGGACUGGCUUUCUGCAUGUUGUGGAAGAUAUUCUUGGAGUUUUUGAUGAAUCACGCAUCAGACCUUUUCUGGAUCUAUUGAUGGGAUGUGUGGUUCGGUUACUGGGAAGCUGCACUGCAAGUCUUGAUGCUGUGAAGGAUGCAUCUUCUGUAGUCGAAGAUAAUACUAGUGACAACCAGAAAUUGCAUGAGAACAACAAUGUGAUAAUAAAUCAAGUAGCGAGAAGCACGACUGUGAAGCAGUUUAAAGAUAUGCGGUCUUUAUGCCUAAGAAUUGUUUCCCUUGUUUUGAACAAGUAUGAUGAUCAUGAUUUUGGCAAUGAAUUCUGGGAAUUGUUCUUCAAAUCAGUGAAACCUUUAAUUGACAGUUUCAAGCAGGAGGGUUCUAGUAGUGAGAAACCAAGUUCAUUGUUUUCAUGCUUUUUGGCGAUGAGUAGAAGUUCCCAUCUUGUACCACUUCUGUUCAGAGAAAAGAAUCUUGCUCCUAAUAUUUUUUCGAUAUUAACUAUCCCAACAGCUACCGAGGCUAUUAUAUCUUGUGUUCUAAAGUUCAUUGAGAAUCUGUUGAAUCUUGAAGAUGAUUUGGAUGAUGAAGACAAUGCCGCACAAAAACUUCUACUUCUGAACCUUGAUGAACUCAUCAACAGCUUGCACCAUCUCUUCCAAAGUGAUAAAGCAACCAAGAGAUAUCCGGGAGAGAUUCAAAUUAGAAUUUUCAAAUUCCUAUCGAAGUAUAUAAAGGAUCAAUUACCAGCAAGGCAGCUUGUGGAUAUCUUGCUUUCAUCAUUAGCAUUGAGAUAUAAAGAUUCAGAUGUUUGCAUUGAAUAUUUGCAAGUAGUUCGGGACAUCAUUCCAGUUGUAGGAAGUGAGAGUGGUUCAAAAAUUCUUAAAGCAGUCUCUCCACUCCUUACUUCUGUUGGACUUGAUGUGCGGUUGUCUAUUUGUGAUCUUCUUGAUGUUCUUGCUAAAAGUGAUCCUUCUUUCCUCUUUGUGGCAAAGCUUCUCCAUGAAUUGAAUGCAACCUCUGCCACUGAGAUGGGUGGCCUUGAUUAUGAUACAGUUUUCAAAGCUUAUGAAAAAGUUGGUGUUGGUUUAUUCUAUACUAUCCCAGUAGAUCAAGCAUUAGUUAUUUUGUCGCAUUGUGUGUAUGAUAUGUCAUCAGUUGACAUAACUUUAAGGCACAGCGCUUAUAGUUCAUUGCUCUCAUUUGUUGAAUUUUCCUCUGCAAUUCUUUGUGGAGAAGAUCAAAACCAACAAGUGAUAACAAACUGUGAAGGUUGUUGGACAAGGGCAUCUAUUCAGCGCACAAUAAAUAAGUUUCUUUUGAAAUAUAUGGGCAAUGCAAUGAAGGCAAGAAGUUCAGUUAGAAAGGAAUGGAUUGAAUUGUUGCGAGAUAUGGUGUUGAAACUUCCAAAGGUGGCAAAGUUUAGUUCAUUCAAAGCUCUGUGCUCUGAAGAUGCUGAAGUAGAUUUUUUCAAUAAUAUUAUUCACUUACAGAAGCGCAUGAUCGCAAGGGCUCUGUUGCGUUUUAAAACUGUUAUCAGUGAAAGUACUGCAUCAGAGGACAUCUUAAAUAAAAUAUUUGUCCCUCUUUUCUUCAAUAUGUUACUUGAAGAACAAGGAGGAAAAGGAGAGCAUAUCAAAUCUGCAUGUUUGGAAGCUCUUGCCUCAAUUUCUGCUCUCAUGGAAUGGAAGUCAUAUUAUAACUUACUGAUUAGGUGCUUUCAAGAAAUGAAUGUGCAUCUAGACAAGCAGAAGAUUUUGUUGCGCCUAAUUUGCUCUAUCUUGGACCAGUUUCAUUUUUCACAAAUUUGUUCAAGCCAAGAAGUCAAAGAUCCUCCUGACAGCAGUUUAGCUGACACCUCUGAUAGUUGUUCUGUGGCUGUAUCGCGCAAAUGUGUUGAUGGUACUUCAUCAGCCAUGGUACACAAAAAUGGUACUUCUAUUGGGCUUUCUGAAAUACUGGCAUGCCUCCAUAAAACUGUGCUCCCAAAGAUACAAAAAUUACUAGACUCUGAUUCUGACAAGGUCAAUGCAAACAUUAGCGUGGCAGCACUAAAAGUUCUAAAGUUGCUUCCGGGGGACACAAUCGAUUCACAACUUCCAAGUAUCAUUCAUCGCAUCGCAAACCAAUUAAAAAGUCGGAUGGAAAGCAUUCGCGAUGAAGCUAGGCUUGCUUUGUCCGCUUGUUUAAAAGAACUUGGGCUGGAAUAUUUGCAGUUCAUAGUCAGGGUUCUACGAGCUACCUUGAAGAGAGGAUAUGAACUCCAUGUAUUGGGAUACAGUCUCAACUUUAUCUUGUCAAAGUUUCUAUCAGGUCCUGUCUGUGGGAAGCUGGAUUAUUGUUUGCAAGAUCUUCUUUCUGCUGUAGAGAAUGACAUUCUUGGAGAUGUUGCUGAAGAGAAAGAGGUGGAAAAGCUUGCUUCCAAAAUGAAAGAAACUAGGAAGCAAAAGUCAUUUGAAACCUUGAAAAUGAUUGCACAAAACAUAACAUUCAAAACCCACGCUUUGAAACUUCUUUCACCUGUCACAACUCACAUGCUGAAGCAUCAGACACCAAAGGUGAAACCUAAAUUGGAAAGUAUGCUAAAUCACAUAGCGGCUGGCAUUGAGCAUAAUCCAUCAGCUGAUCAGACUGACCUAUUCAUUUUCAUAUAUGGCCUCAUUGAAGAUUGGAUCAAAGAAGAAAAUAGUUCUUUGAAGAAUUCUUCCAGUGCAGUAGCAAAAUUACACAGUAGAGGUGAUGUGAGUCAGAAAACAGUUUCUUCAGGCCGAGUUGUUGGCACUAAAUCAGUGUGCUCACAUCUUAUUGCUGUGUUUGCUCUUCGAUUAUUCCAAAACCGUAUAAAGAGAGUGAAAUUGGAUAAAAAUGCUGAGCAGCUUUUAUCGAUGCUGGAUCCAUUCGUUGAACUGCUAGGCAAUUGCUUGAGUUCUAAUUAUGAAGAUAUUUUAUCAGCUUCCCUUACAUGCCUUACUCCACUGGUAAGACUGCCGUUGCCAUCCCUUACAUCUCAGGCUGAUAGAAUAAAGGUGACAUUGUUGGAUAUUGCCCAAAGUUCUGUAAACACUAGCAGUCCUUUGAUGCAAUCAUGCCUACGAUUGUUAAUUGCACUUCUGUGGAGUACUAAUGUUACCCUUUCCUCAGAACAAUUGCAUCUGCUAAUUGAAUUUCCACUUUUCGUUGAUCUGGAAAGAAAUCCUUCUUUCAUUGCCCUCUCCCUCCUAAAAGCAAUUGUGAAUCGGAAGCUAGUUGUUCCCCAGAUGUAUGAUUUGGCUAUUCGAGUUGCAGAACUGAUGGUCACAAGCCAAGUGGAGUCCAUUCGUAAGAAAUGCAGUCAGAUCCUGUUGAAAUUCCUACUUCAUUACCGUCUUUCAAAGAAAAACUUGCAACAACAUUUAGACUUUCUGCUCAAUAAUUUAAGCUACGAGCAUUCAACUGGAAGAGAAGCUGCACUUGAAAUGCUUCAUGCAAUAAUUAUCAAAUGUGGAAAAAUCAAUAUCGAAGAAUUCAAUUCUCAAGAAGGAUCUCAGAAGAAGUUUUUGGAUAAACAUGGACAAUCUUUAUUUAUACAUUUGGUCCAGUGCUUGGCGAAUGAUAGUGAUAAUAAAGUUCGGUUGAUGACCGGUGCAGUUAUAAAGCUUCUCAUUCGACAUAUAAGCUCAGAUGGAUUUAAUUCCAUUAUGGACUUCAUUCUAUCUUGGUACAUGGAUGAGAAGCAGAACCUGCAAAGUCUUGGUGCUCAGACCAUGGGGUUACCUGUUGAGAUUUGUUUAGACAUGAAGGAAGAAGUUGAGCGCAUGAAGGAAGAAGUGAAGGGCAUGAAGGAAGAAGUGAAGGGCAUGUCGGAUAAAAUUGGGGUCUUGACUAGAAAAGCUGAGGCCAUGAAGAAGGAAAUUGAGGACAAGUCUAAAAGAAUUGAGGGCAUGAAGGAAGAAGUUAAGAGCAUGGAGGAAGAAGUUGAGGUUUUGGCUAAAAAAGACAAGGUUAUGAAGGAAGACAUUGAGGAUAAGAAGAAAAAUGUUAAGGACAAGUCUGCAAAAAUUGAGGGCGUAGAAAGAAAAAUUGAGGUCACAAAGAAAAAAAUUGAGGUUUUCAAAAAAAGCUUGGAAAAGUACAUUCAUAGUGCAUUGCCAGUGAGCAAAAAAAUCUUGCAGUCUGCUGUAAAAGUUGUUGCUAGUGAGCCUCUACUAGAUCAUUCUGAUGCAGCCAUUCCUUUCUGGAAAGAGGCGUAUUACUCACUGGUUAUGCUAGAGAAGAUUCUAAAUUGUUUCCAUGAUCUAUGCUUUGAAAGGGACCUUGAGGAUAUAUGGGAAGCAAUAUGUGAGUUGCUCUUGCAUCCUCACACAUGGCUGCGCAACAUUUCAAGUCGUCUUGUUGCUUUUUACUUUGCCAGUGCAAACAAGGCCAUCAAGCAAGACCAUGAGAAGUCAUUGGGAAUGUUUUUCCUUAUGAGGCCAAGUAGAGUGUUUAUGAUAGCUGUCUCCCUCUGCUGCCAGCUGGAAACAGAAGUUAUUGAUGAUGCCAUGAGCAACCUGAUCACUCAUAAUCUUGCCACUGCAAGUUUUGCGACACAUAUUUUGAUGGGAAGAAUGGAAUGCAUUGAUCCUUGUAAAUUCUGGUCUGCCCUUGACGAACGUGAACAAGGGCAAUUUCUUGAGGCUUUCCAGCUGCUUGAUACAAGAAAAGGAAGAGGCAUGCUUUUACAUGUGAUCUCUGGUGUACGUCGCCACAACAAUGUGAAUCAGUCUGAUAAUCUUCAGUAUUUUCUAGUCUCUAACUUGCUUAAAAAAAUGGGAGAUAUUGCUCUUCUAAAGGAUGCUAUUCAGAUGAAAACUGUCUUCAAUUGUUUUAAAGAGUUUGUGGCUCAUUUCUCAAAGGAAGAAAAAGAGUUUGCAGCUCACAUCAAUCAGGAUGACUGCCAACAUUAUGCAUAUGACAUGCUGCUGUCCUUAUAUAAAGUUUGCGAAGGAUUUGCUGGAAAAGUUGUCCCAGAUAAUUUGAAGCAGUUAGCACAAGAGGUUUGUGAUCGCAUACGAAAAGUUAUAGGCAUGGAGAAUUUUGUACAGGUUUAUAGCAACAUACGAACGAAUAUCAAGGUAAGGAGGGAAAAGAGGAAGCGGGAGGGAAAAGUCAUGGCUGUUACUAACCCUGUGCGGCAUGCCAAGAGGAAGCUACAGGUUGCAGCUAAGAAUCGUGCCCACAAGAAAAGGAAGAUAAUGACAAUGAAAAUGAAAAUGGGAAGAUGGAUGCGUUAAGAACUGAAGCUCAUCUUAAAUGGCCACAGCUAUGGCAUUAGAUGGAUACCUUGCCCGGGUGUGAUGUUUUCUCACUCAAGCCUUGCCUUGGCAGGGCCAAGUUUCCCACCGCUCUUAUUUCCGACCGUAGCCGGGCUGUGGCAGGGUUACCUCAUCAACCAGUUUUGCUGUAGACAUAGAAGAGAGCAUAAGGCAUCGGAAUGGGGAGAUUCUUGACAGGAUGCUUGGACCGAGUUUUGUGGUUUCUGUCCAGGCUGCAACAGCUUUGUGAUCCUCUAGGUGCUCCCUGAAAUAUUCAAUCACUGUAAUAAAUCUCAAUUCGAAAACCUGGCCUUUCCUGGUUCAAUGGUAUAUGUAUAACUCUUAAAAGGUGACCUGGAGCUACCGCGUGUCCUAUACUUUAGGGCAUGUGCCUCUCGAAAGGGUCUCUGAGUCAUUGUAAGGAUCACAAAAGAAGAAAUGAAAGAUUCUAUAACUAAGGUUUUAGAAGAUUGUAAGAU
Molecule: messenger RNA, 9173 nt
Organism: Populus euphratica (Euphrates poplar)
Lineage: Eukaryota; Viridiplantae; Streptophyta; Magnoliopsida; Malpighiales; Salicaceae
Product: U3 small nucleolar RNA-associated protein 20-like
Exons: 31
Coding region: 130-8673 (2847 amino acids)
Cellular component (GO): nucleolus; small-subunit processome; 90S preribosome
Source: RefSeq, a predicted model, not a curated record